Messenger RNA from Lichtheimia ornata, 951 nucleotides. RefSeq lists its product as uncharacterized. The record is from RefSeq and is a predicted model, not a curated record. Bases 1 to 951 code for a protein of 316 amino acids. The transcript is spliced from 5 exons. NCBI's taxonomy places the organism in Eukaryota, Fungi, Mucoromycota, Mucoromycetes, Mucorales, Lichtheimiaceae. Gene Ontology annotation, molecular function: phosphoprotein phosphatase activity.
AUGGUACAAACUCGUUACCAAGCACAAUUCAACAAGAACGGCAAAACACGCAGCACAUUGAAAAGCGUACGAAGGUCUCCUAGAAGAGCAAAACGCAUUGACAAGGAAAAUGAAAACGUCGAGCCGACUUCAGACGAUCUACCCCUCUUGAACAUUUGUCGAUCCCGAGAGACAUCUGCCGAGCUAUCUUACAAAAUCGAAAACUUGGUGGAACAACUAGACGAUGGUGAAUGCUCCACUUUGGAUGCGCUCAUGGCUCGAUGGCCUUCGAUGCACGCACGACUCAAAGGAAUGAAACCUCAUCUGCCGAAGAAAACAGACUCACGACCGACACUAGUGCUUGAUUUGGAUGAGACGUUGUUGCAUACUUACCGAGGACAACGAGAAGCGCCUUUGGAUCCCGAUUAUGUGGUGUAUGCUGAAGACAAACGAAGCGUAUUGACAGCUGGUAUAUUACGACCCGGCGUUACCGAGUUUUUAAUAUGGGCGUCCGGCACCUUUGAAGUGGUCGUAUGGACAGCAGGUGAUGACGAUUAUGCAAGCAUGGUACGAUCUGUACUUGACCCAGACAACAAACUCAUCACCCACAUCUUGACGAGGAGGACAUGUAUUCGUAUGCGAUCAAGGGCAACCAACGAAGUCAUGUACAUCAAGGAUUUGUGUGCUCUUGGUCGUGAUCUAAGUAGGACAUUCUUGGUCGAUAACUCUCCUCAUGUUGCAACGUUGAAUCUGAGCAACCUCAUACCCAUAGAAGCAUAUCAAGGUGAUAGCUCUGAUAAAGAAUUGGAACAAUUACGACGAUUUCUCGAAUCCAAAUUGGUGCGUUUGACAGAUCGGCAAAAUGAUUUACGAAUUAUGCUACAUCGACAAUUUGACUUGAAACGCAAGCUACGUGAACGAAUUGAUCUAUGGAAAAACACACAAGCUGAAAGAAAAAGGAUGGGUACUUGA